AUGAAUUUUACAACGAACGGUUCUUGUGCAGUUUUUACUGAGUGGGACGAGCAAUUAACAAAAAUUGCUGCAUCUGAUCAACCGCUACCCCGACCAUGGAUUUCUACGGCUCCACUAGAUGAAUCACGACCUUCGAGUAUUAUUUUCACGAUCAUGACGUACAACGUUUUGAGUAGCUCUUACGCUACUCCAAAAAUGUACCGAAAUUGCCCGAAGGAGUUCCUGGAUUGGCAAGUCCGAGGACAGAACGUUAUGUCCGAAAUAUGUCAGUACAACAACGACAUAAUCUGCCUCCAGGAAGUCGAGAUGGAGCAGUACGAUGACUUUUUCCUUCCCAACCUCCAGAGCAUGGGAUACGAGGGAAUCUUCGUUCCAAAGUCGCGAGCUUCGACGAUGUCGGAGCCAAAGAGAAGGCUCGUCGAUGAAUGUGCUACUUUUUGGAAAAUUGACAAAUUUUCCUUUGUCAGUUCGAGACUUGUGGAGUAUAAAACUUUGGCACUGCAGAGUCGUGCCGACUCCUCCGACAUGCUGAAUCGUGUCUGGAGUCGUGAUAAUAUCGGGCUGCUGGCUGUGUUAAAGACCACUGCAGCCGCCUGGACUGGUGGACCACCAGUUGAUUCAAAUCAUGUCGAGCAGUUGGUCCUAGUGGCAAAUACUCAUUUACACUGGGACCCCCAAUUUCCGAAUGUUAAAACGAUCCAAUCCAUGAUGCUGACCAGAGAGAUCGUCUCCAUGGUAGAGAGCGUGAGGAGAUCUUUCAGUUGGCCUGGAAGAAUUCUCCAGUUCUCAGACAUCAAGGUGCUGCUCUGCGGUGAUUUCAAUUCACUGAUGGAUUCUGGGGUAUUCCAGUUCCUAUCAACGGAUCAACUGCCGCUGAGUCACCCUGAGUUCCAGGGUUUUGAUUAUAUCAACGCGAUCAUGAACAUGAUGGGAGGAGAAUGUUGUCACAGAAUUACCCACCCGCUAAAUCUGUCAUCAGCCUGCAGUCCACAGAUUAUGCCUUAUACAAACUACACAUACGGAUUCAAGGCGAUGAUUGAUUAUAUAUUUUAUUCGUCCUCCAACAUGGUGUGCCUCGGAGUCUACGGCCCCAUUCCGCAAGAAUGGUUCGAUAGGCUUAGUGUAGUGGCCUGUCCGCAUCCUUUUGUUCCAUCUAAUCAUUUCCCGGUGAUAACGGCUUUUCAAGUGACUGCUUGA
Molecule: messenger RNA, 1197 nt
Organism: Cotesia congregata
Lineage: Eukaryota; Metazoa; Arthropoda; Insecta; Hymenoptera; Braconidae
Source: the annotation of a GenBank genome assembly